This is a messenger RNA of Rhagoletis pomonella (apple maggot), 4195 nucleotides long. RefSeq lists its product as uncharacterized. The record is from RefSeq and is a predicted model, not a curated record. NCBI's taxonomy places the organism in Eukaryota, Metazoa, Arthropoda, Insecta, Diptera, Tephritidae.
UAAAUCCAAAGGGAAACUUCAUAGUGUCGGCUAUAAAUUAAGGAUAAGCAUAAAGAAGAUAUAAUGGAAGAAGAAACAGUGGACGAGCAAGGGAACGGAAACGGAAACGGGAGAGUGCUUUUACAAGAUGCGUCGAAAGCUUGGGACAGUAAGGAAGGCCAGGCGCUUCCAAAGAAAGUUGUAAGUGACGAUAUUAUUCCACCCGGGACGGUUAUCGCUGAGAAGACAGAUUCGUUGGUUGGAGUGUUGAAAGGACCAGCAGGCGAGAGCGUUACAGCUAUGACAAAUGCGCCCAAACAAAGCACACCCGAAGAGCAGCCGGACGACGUGUUCGAUGCGGAAGACAGCCCCACGCCCCGACCUCUGGCAAUGGUCGACAAAGCGGUCAGCACGAACGACACCCUCGAGGACUUGCAGCGCGCACUCACCUAUGAAGUAAUUUUCACAACACUGCUGCAGAAGAAAAUAAUGGCCAUCAAGCGAGAGUGUGAAGAGCGCAAACGAGCAAAGCGCAUGAAACGCAAAUCGAUCGGCCGCAUAUUCUUCAGCCGUAAGCUAUUUGGCGGUUCGCGGAAAGUGCGUGGCGACAGCGAACCCGACGUAUUCAUGCGUGGCGAUCUGGGGGCAAUGAUCGCUUCACCAACGACUUUUCGUAGCCCGAAGACUGCCAGAAAGCCGAGUGGACGUAGCGGACAAAGCGGACGUCAGGUCGGCGAUGACAUCGAAGUUGUCUCUGCCUCAGCGUCUGCAUCAAAUGGCAGUCACCGUUCGCAGAUGACACGUGCGACACUAACGAAGACACAGAAGGUAAAAACCCGGCUUAGUACAGACCCCCACACCCAAGGUGCGGCCGUCGGACAGCCUGCAGAAGAAAGCGUCACGAGUACGCUCAGCAACUCCUCGGACAAGAAUGAUGUGAGUGGUGCUGGUCAGGCCGUCAUGAAGCGCAGUUUAUUGGUACGCGCUCAGACGCACACACCAGCUGAGGUGAUGACGUCCAGUUCGGGCUCUGGCGACUCGAAAGGCGCAGCGGGUCGCAGACGUUCAGUUUCAGUUAUAAAUGGCAACGGAAAUGGUGGCGGAGUGGGUGGACUGCCCGCCUCUUUGUUGGAGCGCACCUACGACACCACCUCACUUGCCAGCGGGUACGAAAAUGGCACCGGUGCUCGUCUACACACCUCGACUAUGGCCGAUGAUAGUCUCACCUCGUUGCGCGACAGCAUUGAGAGCUUAUCAUUUGGCAGCUCACGUUGCACGGUGAGUUUUGGCGGCGCCGAAAUCAUACCGGAGGAAACUGCCUCGCUCUUGUACGAGCGCGCUCGCAUCGCCAAACGUUUGCGUGUACUGGAAGCAAAGUCAAUUAGCGCGCAGUGCAGUCCCGUACUGCCACGUCAUUUGAUCGGGACCAUACAAGCACCGGAGCCCAUGCCUCCGCCAGCGCAAACUACAACCAGAAUGGAGGCCUCCACCGCCACUAAACACAUAAUCACGCCCACCACUGCCGUUCCGUACACCGCGUCGUCCAAAGCUGCCUCUCUCACCGCCGUCGGUAGCGACAUUCCAACGGUCCCCACCAGCAACAAAAUUACCCAGACAAAACAACACAUCUUUCGCCACCAAGUGUCUUAUACGGACAGCGCUUACGGUGGAGGAGGCGACUUUGGCGAAGCGUCAGCCUAUUCGCGGUACAUCUCACGACAGAACACUUCCGAGGAGAGUGCAAAUUUGACUGUCAGCACAUUGUUGAAUCAGAGCGACUCAUUGUCGUUGCACGCGCCAAUAUACUCGCCAACCACUUCGUUCACCGGUGGCGGUGUCGGCGGUGCAGGCGUUUUCAUGCUGGGUGAUCGCUUCAAAUCGAAGAGCACAAGUCUGUUAUUGGUGAGUGGUAAUGGCCGCAGUCGUUCACGGCCACCGCCAACACUACAACUACAACAACUGCAAACGCCGUUCGCGCCCAUGCCGGCCAACGGCAGCAUCUUGGUGAGUGGGACAAUGCCGAGCAAUAUUAGUCAUAGUGAUCAAUUAGUAGAUAGUUUGAAUAUGAAAAAUACAUUCGCUUCCUCUGGCACCGUACAGCCAGCAACGGUAUCUAACGCACAAAAACAAACGCCCUUGCACUCCACGACUAUUGCUACUACGACUGCUGUCAACGCAACCACCAUGUCUUCACAGCUAGCAUCGCCUCCUCCUCCUACGCUUUACCAUGCCACCAGCGCUACGGGCGGCACGUCGGAAAUCACCACGGCAGUUAUUGCGUUGAACAGCUCUGGUUUUCGGAAUGGCACCGUCAAUGGGGUCAUUGUGGCCGGGUCAACGGUGCCUGCGGACACGGCCAAGUUGAAUCGCAUGACUUCAACAUCAACUGGCUCCAGUGUGGCGCCGACCGGUUGUUGCACAACAACGAAAUCCUCCUCACGCGAUCGCGAGAAAGACAAGCAGCGCUUUAAGCCCAGCUGGCCGUCAGGGCAGAGUGGCAGUGACGAUGAGUAUCGGCGGCGCAAACGAAAAUACAAACGCUACCACAGAUGUUCAGAUCCCGUUCUGGUGUAUCCGACGCCAAGUGGGUUACAACACUGCAUACUUAGUAUGCCAUCUAAUGAGCCAGCUCAACUUCAGUACAAUGAUGAUUUCGCUUUCGACAUGCAAAUCCCAAUGGAGUCCGACAAAAACGACGACCUUGAAGAAAUAGUUCCAAGCAGCCAUCGCCGACAUCGAAGACAUCGUCAUCAUCGACACAAAAAGCGACAUCGUCAUAAAAAACCAAAAAUUCUUGUGCAGGAUCUGGAAACGCGUGUCGUCAAGUUCGCCAAGAGAGUGAGCGCCUUCUCAAGGAGACAUUAGAACGGGCGCGCUCUACCAAAAACGCAACGGACGCAGCAGCAGCAGCAGCAGCAGCAUCAUCCCAGCAAGCGCAUCAACAAAUUCCAUAACACAGCGGCGAUUCGGCGGAGCGUAGUAGAAAAUUAUUAGACUUCCCGCCACAACUGUUGCGCCACCAACUGCAACUGCCAUUGCAGCAACACACACAAGUGCAGCUUGAUAAAGAAGACGCUUUACUAAGCGUCGUGAAUGGCGCGGUUGUGCGCUUCUUGGCGCGUUACGUUGAAGGUAAUGCCCAGGUUGGCAACGCCGCUGAAGCUAAUAGGCAUAGAAGCGAAAACGUAUUAAGUGCAGCAGCAUCUUCAGCAUCUAUUGCAGCGUUUUCCGACAAAAAUGCGCCUGUGACCUACGACGCUACAGCGACAAAGAAGGCGAUAAAAAAACCUGGCGCGGGAAAAGAGGUGAGCCGAGAUUUACUUGCAGUAGACGUUACGGAACGCGAAAUUUCGUCCGUUGAAGGCUCAGCGGCGGCGUCCCCGGCAUCUACGAGUGGCAGUGUAAAAGUUGCACAUUCGCACCCGACGCACAACGCUAUGCACGAUGAGCCAAAACCGCUUCCGCCACAGCGACAGACGCUGCAAUCCAAAUUGUCAAUUGCGUUGUUGUCCCAAAUUUUGUAGCGUCACACUUGGUUAGCUUUUGUAUAUCAACACGUAGCAGCUGUUUUGGUGUGGCACGCCGAUGCCUUCUCUGCUGCAUGCGCAUCACACAGCCCCAGCUUCCGCGCCAUACUUACGGCAAACAACGGCUGGACCACAACACCAACGCAAUUUCCACCAUCACCACCGUCAACACCUGUUGGUAACCUAACAAAAUUUGUGUCAAUGCUGUAGAAGGUAAACAAACAACAAAUCAAAAAAAAAGGUUACCAAAAACGUGCGCGACCAUUUGACGCGGAUCCAUCCAAUAUGCGGCAAAGAGUCGAAUGAUUUUGGGUUAUAGUGAAAAUUUGUGCUGGGGGAAAUUCGAAAUCGCUGUCCGUCGCCUAGACUUGUUGGCAGCGUUGUUUGAAGCGCAUUUAAGUGCAUACUUUUUUGAAUGUACUAUGCAGGUGCAUAUGUUUGUUUGUAUGUACCUGUGGUUGUAUGGAAGCGAAAUUUGUGAAAGCUUGUAGAUAAGUGUUUGUGCACUAUUGAUUUGUGCUAUUUUUACAGAAAAAUCAUGUUUCCACAUUUUUAACGCCUAUUGAGGCAUGAGGCAAUAAUAUUCGAAAGCGAACUGAUGGAAAUAUUACUGAAUUUUUAGACAUUUUGCGGUGGUUGAGUUUUAGUUGACAUAUUUCAAUGUACAUAUGUAUGUACAUUAGUGCGGA